GCCUGCAAUUUGAUCGCCUUUUGACUCUCCCUCUGUGUCUCAAGCCCAAGCUCUGUCCUAUGUUUGGGUUCCCAUUUUUAGUAAUCCCUCGAAGAAUCGGCCACCCCCAAAAUGUGAAUGAGAUGCAAUAGAGAGGAUUCCCCAAAGCACAAAGUAGAAAUCUAAUCUUUGUUGUCGUUAAUGGCGACUGGUUGGGUCAAAUCGUUGCAAUGCAAAUCGAGAGCCUUCGAAGAUGUUUACCAUCCAAACCCUAAGCAACUCAAUCACCUGAUCGCCUCUUCGAGUUGCAGAAAGAGCGUUCAGAACCUCAAGGACGUGGUCGACACCACCAAGAAGAAGCCCAGGAAAUUAAACCCACCAUCGCCGCCCACACCAUCCAGUUUGAGAAACUCAGGAGAACUCAGUAAAGCUGAAGCCGGUUCGAACCCAUCAAAUCGGGUCCGACGCAGUGUCUCCGCACGUACUUCCCGAACGCCGGAACCCUUCUUCCCAACGCUCACCGAGCUGCCGGAGGGACACCCUUCUCGCAAUGUUGUGGAGAUAAUCUUCCACACGAGCUGGUCGCCUAAGGUAUUCUCCGGACGGAUCGAUAUGUUGUUCAAGGUUCAACACCUGCCCAAGACGGUGGCUCGGUUCGAGGAGUAUCGAGAGAUGGUGAAGUCUCGUGCGAGUGCAGGCGACCUGAAUAGCGACACCAGCAGCGGUGGCGGUCGCGGCGACAGUAUUAGUAGUAGUAGUUGUAGAGAGGAUGAUGCGCGGUGCAUUGCUGAUGGAAACGAGUUGAUGAGAUUCCAUUGCCUGGGCCCCACCACGGGAUGGAUCUACGAUGCCGGUGGCAUGUGUACGUUUUCCGGCAAAAACGCGGCUAUAUGUACUUUCUCCGGUAGCGGAUUAGCUCACGAGAGCGCCGGCAGAGGGAAAGGUAGGAGGGCUAUGCUGGUGUGCCGAGUCAUCGCAGGUAGAGUGUGUAAGCAACUUGGGCUGGAUCCCUUUUUGGAAGGCCGAGUUGGGUUUGACUCAGUGAGUGGGGACAAUGGGGAGCUCCUGCUAUUUGAUUCCCGGGCGGUAUUGCCUUGUUUCCUUAUCAUCUAUAAUAAAAUAUAAAUAAAAAAUAAAAAUAAAAAGGAAAUGUUCUUGUAAUUAUCAACUCUUUUUUUUUGUUAAUGUAAUUUUACCUCAUCUUUUUCUGACCACGAGAAGUAGAAAAUUGGGUUGAUAAAUGCUUCAACAUUUAAUAUGAGUCCAUUUUAAUUUUA
Messenger RNA from Macadamia integrifolia, 1256 nucleotides. RefSeq lists its product as uncharacterized. Bases 181 to 1104 code for a protein of 307 amino acids. The record is from RefSeq and is a predicted model, not a curated record. The transcript has a single exon. NCBI's taxonomy places the organism in Eukaryota, Viridiplantae, Streptophyta, Magnoliopsida, Proteales, Proteaceae.